This is a messenger RNA of Baudoinia panamericana UAMH 10762, 3315 nucleotides long. RefSeq lists its product as uncharacterized. The transcript is spliced from 2 exons. Lineage: Eukaryota; Fungi; Ascomycota; Dothideomycetes; Mycosphaerellales; Teratosphaeriaceae. Gene Ontology annotation, molecular function: microtubule binding. The annotation marks the transcript as partial. The record is from RefSeq and is a predicted model, not a curated record. Gene Ontology annotation, cellular component: spindle microtubule; microtubule organizing center; mitotic spindle midzone. Gene Ontology annotation, biological process: astral microtubule depolymerization; mitotic spindle assembly.
AUGGAGGCGCAGGCGGCGAACCUGUUGAGUGUGUUGAAGAGGCCAGCGGCGCCAUCAGAAGCCAAGCUUGACGCCCUGAAUCAGCUCAAGUCUUCCGUCAAGCACAGUCGCUGCCCUGAAGCGGCGAUUCCUUCUAUUGUUGAAGGCCUGAAGCUGGCCAUAUCGCAGCAGACAUCUUCCUCGCUCGCCCUCUCCGCCUGCUCAGCGCUUGCACACUUGGUUAAGCGGCUCAAGAUUCAGGAUGCAUCGGGCCAGACGAUCGAGCAGGUUGCGGCCAGGCUACUACCAGCGCUGCAGGAACGACUAGGUGAUCUGAAGGAACCCGUUCGGAAUGCGGCAUCGCAAGCGUUGACGGAAUUGUAUCCGUAUCUUGCACAGGAUGUGGAGCACGUUGUUCGAGAGGAGGCGAUUGGCGGGUCGAAUGUGCGGGCUAAAGAGGCAGGCAUGCAAUGGGUGGUGAGAAUGCACAGGGACGAGUCUAUGCCGUUCAAGAGCUAUGUUUCAGCCAUGGUGGCGAGACUAGAGGACUCGGACGGUAGCGUGCGCGAAGCGGCGAAGACGGCUUUAAUCGAGCUGUUCAGUGAUGCCCCUGAAAGAGCCAAAGCGGACCUCAAGCGGCAACUGAAAGCGCACGGUGUCAGACAUUCUAUCGAGACGCAAAUAUUGUCGCACAUUGGCGCGACAUCUACCUCACGACCGCAGACCGCGCAUGCACAUGAAACUGAAAUGGAUCUCGGUGCUUCUACACGCUCUCUGCCUGCACUCGACCCUGUUGCACAUUUGGCGGAAAGCAUCAACAGUGAAGCUGCCCAACCACCAUCACAGGAGACCGUGCCCAUGGAUCCGCUGUAUGUGCACUCGCAGCGUGAAUUGGAAGAGAUCUUCCGAGACAUGCUACCGCAUUUCGAGGGCAAGGAGGACGAGCACAACUGGACUUUGAGAGAUAGAUCAACACUCAAGCUACGGCGACUUCUUAAAGGCAAUGCGCCGAAUGAGUACCACCACGCUUUUAUGGCGGGCCUUAAAAGUGUCCUGGACGGUGUACUAAAAGUAGCCAACACUCUCCGGACGACAAUGUCAACAAAUGGCUCGCAACUGGUGCAAGAACUGGCGCGCACGCUUGGUCCGGCGCUGGACGCUCAUGUCGAGAUUCUGCUUCAGAACUUCAUUAAGAUGAGCGCACAGACAAAGCCGAUUGCUGCGCAGAACGGACGGACUACAAGUGAAGCGAUCUUUCAGAAUUGCUCCCACAAUGUUCGCAUGAUGCAGCACAUCUGGGCUGCAGCUCAGGAGAAGAACGCAUCGGCGCGGCAAUGCGUGCCUGAUUGGCUCAAAAUUGUGCUCAGAAGGCAAGCGGGCUACAAGUCGCACUUCGAAAGCUCAGGCGGGUUGGAUUUGGCGGAAAAGACGAUUCGAAAGGGACUGGAUGAUGCCAAACCGACCGUCAAGGAAGGUAUGCGCGGCGUGUAUUGGACCUUUGCACAGACUUGGCCGGAGCGGGCGGAGAAGAUCAUGGCGUCUUUGGAUGAGAAAUCAAGAACUGCGUUACAGAAGGAUUCGAAUAAUCCGCAUGCGUUAUUGCAUGCAUCACAGAGCAGUGCGGCUGCUGCCCCUACAAGAUCCGGUGGUAACAGCAGAAUGGCUUUGCGGGAAAUGCUGGCUGAGCAGAGAAAGGCCAAAGCUGCUGGGAAAGUGCCGGACCGGCCGAACUCGGCUAUGGCUACGAUCUCUCCAGCAAAGCCAAGGACUCAGACGACAACGGAUAGUGCCAACAGAGCGCAAUCAAGGCUAAGAAAGGAGAACAGAGUCGUGUCUGCAGCAUCAACCGUCUCUGAGACACAUACCAAGGUAGAAAGUCCAGCAUCGCGGAAACCGAGCUCGUUGAUGUCCGGUCCUGUAAGGCGUCCUCGUAGACCCGAGUUAGCACGCCCGCAGACCGCAGACCCGUACGCUGCAAGACGCAUGCUCCGGCCCGAAACGCCGGCAAGUGCCAGUCCCACGAACAGUCCGCCGAAGGGAGCUUCAGGAUCGAAGACUUCCAUACCCUCGUCGAGUGCGGCUAGAAGCCGUGCGAAAACUGCUGGGACUGUGGCGAGUCCGAACGGUAGUCCGAGCAAGCGAAUCGACAGCGGCAUUCCUGCCGUGAGCGAAGAUGAUGGAUUUACCAUGGUAAUGCCUCACCUGCAGAGCAGCCAACAGCGAGCGCGGUCCCCGCUGGCCUUUCGAAGUCCGCUGAAAGCUAUGUUCGAAGAAGCCAGAGGUAAGCUCGAACGGUCCGUUUCACCACCGAGGGAGCGUUUAAUGGGUAUCGACGAGGCCGUGGAGGCUGCUCAGCAGCAAUCCAGCUCGAGGAAGCCGGCACCGUCGCCUCAGCCAGACCAGAUUCAGAUCUACGAGGAUCCGUUCACAGGCGAUGCAUCGGAUACAGCUGUGGAUGGGGAGAGAAAGGUGCUAGGUGAGCUUCAAGUCAACGAGAAUGUGCGUGUGCAGAGUCCGACGCAGAGCCAGGGGUCGAGCGCUAGCCCGGCUGGUAGUCCGACUCAUGCUGCACAGCCCACGCAGAUGCCGCAGGAUCGCGCGGAAGUGCUGAGAAGUCGGAGACUACUGGCGUCGGGCAUUGAGCGGAUCAGGACGAAAACUUUGGAUGCGCAUGGCUUCCGCCGCGUUCAAGAUCUGGCGAAGAGUAACCUUGACAUUUGGGACGGUGGCAAGAAGUACGACGAGUUGAUGGCUGCGCUUCUGGAGUUCCUACAGACUCUCGACGAGGACCCGCGACUUUCGCAGCCGCAGCAUAAGGCACUCGGCCUGAAGGCGCAGGCUCUUGGAGCUGUCAGAGCGCUAUUGUUGGUCCACCGCAAGGAAGCCGCGACCUGGUACGCGAAGGCACUCAUCACGCUCUUCGCAUACAGACACAGUGUCGAGACGAACAGUCACAUUGCCGCCGACCUCGACAGAACGGCCGAGGACAUUGUCAAGCAAGCCGAGCCCGAGGCUUGCAUUGACGCGACCAUGGCCUUCGUCUCAUCAGGCUCACCUCAUGCUCGCUCCGUGGCGAUGGCGCUCGCUACGCUCCGCCGUCUGCUCGAGUCGGCAAAGGCGCGCUCCAUGGAUCUUGGAGCCGAACGCAAGGUCCGCCUCACGGCUGCGGCGGCGAAGUACCUUGAUAAUGCGGACGCGGAUGUCAGGAAGGCGGAUAUUGAAUUGGCUAGUGAUCUGUUCGAGCUGUUUGGGAGCUCCAAAACGGAGUUUUGGCAGGAAUUCAAGGGGACGGAGGAAGGCAGGUUGGGGCUGUUGACGUAUUACAUUGCACGGAAA